AUGAAGGUCGCUUUACUUGCUUUGCUAGCCCUAGCUGGGACAUCCCUUGCCGGUCCGACUGCUGUCCUGCAAGUCCGGAGUCCGCCACUGGCUGGUUCAGAACAAGCCCGUGAGCUUUUCGAGCUAGUUAGGAAGGGAAUGCUAAGCUGGGGCCUGGCGGGCGCUAUUCAUCCUCCCAGCGGGCACAUCAGCGCCCCGUCGGCUAACCUACCCGGCGGCCUACCCGAACUAAACAGGGCCCAUCCCCCGAAGCAUGGCGGUGUGCCUGGUACGCCUGGCCACCCUCUUGGCCCUUAUAAGAAGCAAGGGCGUAUAUAUGACAGGCGCAGAUCAUGCGUAGCGCAAAAACGCAGCGGUAUACAGUGCCCCGCCGGCACGAGGGCGACCAAACGAGCGUUCCCCAAGCUUCGCCUCAACGGGCAGGGCGGGGUCAUGGUGGCUUUUUCGACCCUUUCGCCUCAUGCGCAUAAAAUCCUGGAUACGGUUAAGAACUGGGACAACCCAAUUAGCGCCGCCGUUAGAUGGUUUGAUGAGUCAAUUACGGGCCUCCAGGAGGCCAUUGGUGGAAAGUACGUUCCUGAAAUCGACGGUAACGAGCUAAAGCUACGGCUUAUCUGUCUUUUCCGGGGUAGCCCCGACAACCCAGACGUCAUUGACAACCUAUGCAAGCGCCAGCAGGACGAGCCUCUCGAGAUGAAGAAACAGCAGCAGGCCAUUGAUGGCCUAAACCAGGUUAGCGACCUGUGCCAAAAGGUAGAGGAACAGGGUCCUCCUAUAGAUGUCAAGGUAAAGAGGGACGUGUUAGCACUCUGUGACAUAUAUAGCAAGACCUUGGAGGGCAUGGCCGACGCUAACGCCGGCCUCAUCCUGCUAGGCGAGUGGGCUCGUGCCCGUACGCUGAACAACCAAGACCUUGAGGAAUCAGAUGUGGCUAUCGCACAAGGAUUCAUCCAAGACGGCGCCUUUGGUCCCGCCAUAGCCACAAACGAAACAGAGGCAAGUGCUAUUGCCGAGCUAUACAUGGCACACAUGUCGAGCUACACGAUUAUGGAAGUUGAAGAGAACGGGGAAGAGGUGCUCAUCGACCACACCAAGCCGCCCGUAUGGCUCGAGCUGCUGCAGACGGGCGCGGGGUUUGUGCCCGAGGACCGGGGCGCGAUUAACCAGGCGCUAAAGUUUCUUCAGGGCACGCCGUACCUGUACCAGUUUGAUAAUGAGGGCAGGGCGGACGAUCGCUUCGACAAGGUCCAGACGUGCUGGAGCCACGCGGGCCUGCUCAUGUUCCAGCCGAGGCGGUGGGACAUGAUUGCGGCGGCCAUGACCUACCUCGAGGGCAGGGUGCGGGACCUCAACCUGGAGAUGACGUUGGCGUGCGCGCCGUGCUUGGUGCCCACGGGCUAUUGGGUGCUGCGUUGCGGAUCGGCCGUGCCAUGA
Molecule: messenger RNA, 1434 nt
Organism: Beauveria bassiana ARSEF 2860
Lineage: Eukaryota; Fungi; Ascomycota; Sordariomycetes; Hypocreales; Cordycipitaceae
Exons: 1
Coding region: 1-1434 (477 amino acids)
Source: RefSeq, a predicted model, not a curated record